GUGCGGCACGUGGGGUGCUGGGCCGAGGCGGGGGCUGCCGGCGGCGGAGCUUCCGAGGCGCGCUCCGCGGGGCGCAGUCCGCCCCCCCUGGCCCUGUCCGAGGCCCGCUGCGCGGCCCCCAUGGCGUCCAGCGAGGAGGACGGCACCAACGGCGGCGCGUCCGAGGCCGGAGACGAGAAGGAGCCCAGCGGCCGGCGGAGACGCCUGGGCCUCGCGGCCACCGCCUGGCUCACCUUCUACAACAUCGCCAUGACCGCGGGGUGGUUGGUUCUAGCUAUUGCCAUGGUACGAUUUUAUAUGGAAAAAGGAACACACAGAGGUUUAUAUAAAAGCAUUCAGAAGACACUUAAAUUUUUCCAAACAGUUGCUUUGAUCGAGAUAGUCCACUGUAUAAUUGGAAUUGUUCCUACAUCUGUACUUGUGACUGGGGUCCAAGUGAGUUCAAGAAUCUUCAUGGUGUGGCUCAUUACUCACAGCAUAAAACCAAUCCAGAACGAGGAGAGCGUGGUGCUUUUUCUGGUCUCAUGGACAGUGACCGAGAUCACUCGCUACUCCUUCUACACGUUCAGUCUGCUCGACCACUUGCCGUACUUCGUUAAAUGGGCCAGAUAUAACUUUUUUAUUAUCUUAUAUCCUGUUGGAGUUGCUGGGGAACUUCUUACAAUAUAUGCUGCCUUGCCUUAUGUGAAGAAAUCAGGAAUGUUUUCAAUAAGACUUCCUAACAAAUACAAUGUCUCUUUUGACUACUAUUAUUUUCUUCUUAUAACCAUGGCCUCAUAUAUACCAUUGUUUCCACAACUCUAUUUUCAUAUGUUGCGUCAAAGAAGAAAGGUGCUUCAUGGAGAGGUGAUUGUAGAAAAGGACGAUUAACUCAUCCCUGCAGACAAGGUGCUUUUCCAGAAUAACCAGAUUACCUGAGUCCAAGUUUUAAUAACAAGAAUAAACAACUUCAUGAACCACCA
Molecule: messenger RNA, 962 nt
Organism: Nannospalax galili (Upper Galilee mountains blind mole rat)
Lineage: Eukaryota; Metazoa; Chordata; Mammalia; Rodentia; Spalacidae
Gene: Hacd1
Product: 3-hydroxyacyl-CoA dehydratase 1
Exons: 7
Coding region: 121-870 (249 amino acids)
Biological process (GO): fatty acid elongation; very long-chain fatty acid biosynthetic process; sphingolipid biosynthetic process
Cellular component (GO): endoplasmic reticulum membrane
Molecular function (GO): 3-hydroxyacyl-CoA dehydratase activity
Source: RefSeq, a predicted model, not a curated record